Molecule: messenger RNA, 1964 nt
Organism: Coffea eugenioides
Lineage: Eukaryota; Viridiplantae; Streptophyta; Magnoliopsida; Gentianales; Rubiaceae
Product: tryptophan synthase beta chain 2
Exons: 6
Coding region: 65-1564 (499 amino acids)
Biological process (GO): L-tryptophan biosynthetic process
Molecular function (GO): tryptophan synthase activity; L-serine hydro-lyase (adding indole, L-tryptophan-forming) activity; pyridoxal phosphate binding
Source: RefSeq, a predicted model, not a curated record
AUCAGUUUAUCUGGGCGUCCGAGGAGACCAAACUCCCUGAGCUCUUCUCACUUCUGCAAAAAAUAUGGCCCAGCCUCUGAUUUUUUCCACAGGUUUAUGCUCUAAUUUCUCCGGCGAAGGCGUAGAAAAACGGCUUUCGUGUUCCAAAUGGAAGAAAACUCCCAGUCACCUGAAGCUUUCAUCUUGUUCCCGCCUAAACAUAACAGCAGGCUAUAAUGCUCAUCCCCAGGCUACUGAUAUUCCUUGUCAAUGGUACAACCUAAUUGCAGAUCUUUCCAUUAAACCUCCUCCUCUUCUGCACCCCCAGACUUUUCAAACAGUGAAACCAGAGGAUUUGUCCCCUCUGUUUCCUGAUGAGUUAAUUAAGCAAGAAGCGACCAAUGACCGUUUCAUUGACAUCCCAGACGAGGUUAUAGAUGUUUAUAGGCUUUGGCGCCCAACUCCCCUAAUCAGAGCGAAGAGAUUGGAGAAAUUGCUCGACACACCAGCAAGAAUUUAUUAUAAAUAUGAAGGUGGUAGCCCAGCUGGGUCACACAAAGCCAACACUUCCGUCCCUCAAGUCUGGUAUAAUGGACAGCAAGGUGUUAAGAAUGUAGUGACAGAAACAGGUGCUGGCCAAUGGGGGAGUGCUUUGGCUUUUGCUUGCAGCUUAUUUGGUCUUGACUGUGAAGUAUGGCAAGUUCGUGCAUCUUAUGAUCAGAAGCCAUACCGUAGACUCAUGAUGCAAACUUGGGGAGCCAAGGUACAUCCUUCACCUUCUGAUGUGACCCAAUCUGGUCAGAAAAUUCUGCAAUUGGAUCCAUUAAGCCCUGGAAGUCUAGGAAUAGCGAUCUCUGAGGCUGUGGAAGUUGCUGCUGCAAAUGCAGAUACCAAGUAUUGUCUUGGAAGUGUUCUCAACCAUGUUUUAUUACAUCAGACUGUUAUUGGUGAGGAGUGUAUCAAGCAGAUGGAGGCUAUAGGAGAGACUCCAGACUUGAUCAUUGGAUGUACGGGAGGUGGAUCUAAUUUUGCUGGGCUUGCCUUUCCGUUUAUUAGAGAGAAACUCAGUGGAAAAAUCAAUCCUCACAUUAUAGCUGUUGAACCCACAGCAUGCCCUUCCUUAACAAAGGGUGUGUAUGCUUAUGAUUUUGGAGACACAGCAGGGAUGACUCCUUUGAUGAAAAUGCAUACACUAGGGCAUGACUUUAUACCCGACCCAAUUCAUGCUGGAGGUCUACGUUACCAUGGCAUGGCACCAUUGAUUUCACACGUUUAUGAACUGGGUUACAUGGAAGCAGUAGCAAUUCCCCAGACUGAAUGCUUUCAAGGUGCUAUACAAUUUGCUAGGUCUGAGGGGCUGAUACCAGCACCUGAACCAACUCAUGCAAUAGCUGCCACCAUUAGGGAAGCACUUAAAUGUAGAGAGACUGGAGAGUCUAAAGUCAUUCUCAUGGCAAUGUGUGGACAUGGCCAUUUUGAUUUGCCAGCUUAUGAGAAGUAUUUGCAGGGCUCUAUGGUUGAUUUGUCAUUUUCAGAGGAUAAAAUACGUGAAUCACUGGCCAAAAUUCCUCAGCUGGUAUCCUGAAGGAAGCAGAGUAGAUGUUUUAUUUACUUCUCACCGCAUCAUAAAGUCCAACAAUUCAGUUAUGAUUGCACUAAUGAAGAUUGCAAGUCUUAGCUUUGCUGGAAAACUAUACAAUUUGGGCAUCCUUCUUGUUUAGAAAGAAAUGGAAUAAAGUUCCUGUCUGUAAUUUGAUGAAGUUUCGGGUCAUUUCCUCGUCUGCAGUAUUGCGCUUGAUUCUUCAGGAUUCUGUUCAGAGUAAAGUUACGGGAGCAUGCAAUUUGGUGUACCAGUUCUAUUUCCUGAAUUAUCAUUUCUUACUGAGAGAUUACAUAUAAUUGUUGGAGUAUUCAGUGUUACUUGUAUUAGGAAAAUCUUGGAAAUUCUAUUGUCAGCAGAUGAGUAGUGGCUUUUUGUUGAAUGC